Molecule: messenger RNA, 1713 nt
Organism: Tupaia belangeri chinensis (Chinese tree shrew)
Lineage: Eukaryota; Metazoa; Chordata; Mammalia; Scandentia; Tupaiidae
Product: zinc finger and SCAN domain-containing protein 5B
Exons: 4
Coding region: 98-1558 (486 amino acids)
Biological process (GO): regulation of gene expression
Cellular component (GO): nucleus
Source: RefSeq, a predicted model, not a curated record
CAGAACAGUAAAUCUGCCGCCGAGGAGAGCCCCGGCUGUCUCACACGGGCUUCUCCAGAGCCUGCUCACUGACCAGGUGGACAGUUUCCUACCGAAUAUGGCUGCAGACGUCACGUUUUCCCUGGGUCACGAAGAGCCCUGUGACAUUCCUGGGGCAGAGCCAUCACCAUCACCAUCUGAUUCCGCCCAAGGAACCUGCCCUGGGACGCAAGACGGCGACGACUCCAAGAACUGGCACCUGCUCUUCAGAACGUUCAGGUACUCGGAGGAGGCGGGCCCCACCGAGAACCUGCGAAGGAUGGUGCAGCUCUGCCACCUGUGGCUGCGGCCCGACCUGCACUCCGUGGAGCAGAUCCUGGACAAGCUGGUGAUGGAGCAGGUCCUCAUCUCCAUGCCCCCGCACCUGCAGGUCUUAGUCAUGGAGACCGGGGUCAAGACCUGCCAGGACCUGCAGCUCGUGCUGCGGGAGAAGCCCAGGUCGUGGUCUAUAGUCACCUUAGACGGGCAGGAGUAUCUGGUGCAGAAUUCAGAGGGUCAGAUGACUGGAGCCAUGACCAGUGACCUGGACGGCGUGAUAGACUUGACCAGCAAGUGCCAGUCCUCCGCGAGCGCGGUGAAACCUGAGCUGCGGGAACUGCCAGGGACCAGGGACCUGUCAGGGUGGCAGGAAGAAGCCCUCCCGGGGACCGUUCCUGCAGAAGGGGACGCGGCGGGUCUGGGGCCACAGCAGCGCCAGCAGUGUGAGAUGAUGGGAGACACGGAUGAGUCCACAGGACUUACACAGCAGCAGCUCCAGCAUCCGUGGGGGCCUGAUCUGGCGAGGACUGAGGAUGGGAAGAAGCCCAAAGUAGAACCUUCUCUUCAAACCGUCAGCAGCUCCCCCCUUCCCAGCUGUGCUUCAGAGGGAGAGAUUCCAACAUGGAAGUCAGACGGAGGAGACGCUCAGGGUCUGAGGCGGUCCAAGAGAAGGAAAUCCGGCCCCACCUCCGUGUCCCGAGGGGAGUCUCCAGGAGCCACAUAUUUGGCCACCAGAGCACUCGCAGAACCCCUGGCAUUAAAUUCAGCCGGUUCACCCAGCGCUGCAGGACCAGCUGGUCACUCCACUGGCCACCAGGUCCUAGGGCCGCCACUGCAUACGUGUCUGGUGUGCAUGAAAGUGUUCCACUUCCGGUCCCAGUUUGUCAUCCACCAGAGAACGCACACGGGGGAGAGGCCCUACCGCUGCGACUUCUGUGGGAAGGGCUUCAUCCAGCCCUCUGACCUCCGCGUCCACCAGCGCAUCCACACCGGCGAGAAGCCCUACCGCUGCAACCUCUGCCACAAGCACUUCACCCACGAGUCCACCCUGCAGGGCCACCAGAGGGUCCACACGCAGGAGAAGCCGUACGAAUGCACAGACUGCAACAAACGGUUCAGCCACAAGGGGAACCUCAACGUGCACCUCCGCAUCCACACGGGGACCAAGCCCUACGUGUGCCCCAGGUGCAACGGCGCCUUCCGCCAGCUGGGCACUUUCAGACGCCACCUGAAGAUGCACUUGAAAACGGAUUCCGCCUGACACUGCCGAGACCCGCAUCUGCCCCCGAAGGAAGUUGGCAGUGGUCACCUACCUCACGGAAGAAAGUAUGGCACACAGCACUUACCAGGGUCUCUGGCGCACGGUGGACUGCCAUUGCCCUGCAGGAUCCGAAUAAACUUUGUUCUGUUUGAUGU